AUGGCUCGUGAACCUCCUUUUUCCAAUAUAAUUAUCGGUGAAGAAAUACCUUACAAAUAUUCGUAUAAAUUAAUAAAGUUUUUGUGUGAUAACAAUGUAAGAGCAUUUGACCAUUCGCGAUUUAGACAAUUAAAAUGUAUCCAAAGAGGAAGUUUGGCAAUGGUAUUUUCAGCUGCUUUUGAAGACAAAGUUUACGCG
Messenger RNA from Dentiscutata heterogama, 198 nucleotides. The record is from the annotation of a GenBank genome assembly. Lineage: Eukaryota; Fungi; Glomeromycota; Glomeromycetes; Diversisporales; Gigasporaceae.